AUGGCCUCAAACGACCGGAAGCCUGGCGUUUCGUCGCUCACCAAACUCAUGAAUGAGCAGCGCGCUCAGCCUCCUCCAUCUCAAGAGGUCAGGAUAAACAGCACAGAGGUACAUCCUACGGACAGCGAUUUCCACAAGACCAUAACAACCACAAUAUCUUUGGAAGGAGUGUCCCCGGAAACCUCAUACAGGGAAGAUUACAUAGAACCGGUCUCGCAGGUGCAGGUUUCUCCAAAGCCAAUAGUGUCAACUCCUCAACAGCCAUACGCUCUUCGACCAGCCAGCGUACAUUCCAACAGUGGGCUGCCCGGCUCGCUGUCCAGCACAAUCCCCUACUCUGCUCCUGGCGGACACCCGUCACUGUCCACCUCUGUUCACAGCUCCUCGACGUUUCUCGGCUCUCCGGCAGUCAACUUAUCCAAUGGACAGCUGAUUUCCGCUACGCAGAUUUCGUCGCCGGCAAUCUCGUCGCCGAAACAGCUUGAGCCCAGAUUCAUCAUUUCUAAACAGAAGGUUCAGCAGGUACAGGAGGCGCGCGCGGCUGCCGCGGCUGCAAACGGAACUCUCAGCAGUUCCAGAUCAAAUACUUCGCUUGUGAAUUUCUUCUCUAAAUCCAGAAGAAGCACGGCAACCGCGGACCAUUUUUCGUCGUCUCCGCAACAGGAGCAAGUCGGUCAGUCCCCGUCAUCUCAGUCGAGUGCAGAGAGCGUCACCAACGGAACGGCACCCGGAUCGCGGCAUUCCUCAAUGGCAGACUUGCGUAGAUUUUUCCGCAAGUCUGUUUCGUUAGGCAACGGCCAGUCUGCAGUGCCAAGAACCUCUAACUUGAGCGCCGGCCUGAGCGUCCAGCGUCAGGGUUCCAUUUCAUCCAUUCCGCAAAUCACGACGACCACUCCUUCGUCUAGCGUCACAUUUAACGGACAAUUAUUUGCCGGGUCUGACACCGUGCCCUCGUCUCCAUCCCAAGAAUACAGCACUUCGCCUCUGGACUUCAGCAAACGGGUACCUUCGUCUCCAAGCUUAUCGAGCCCAGGAGGAUCUUACUUCAACAUUGUGCAGACUCCAUUGUCUAUCGGUGGAAACACCACGCCGCAGAUACCCUUCAGUAAGCGGUACAGUAAAUUUGGAGAGAACUUGGGAGCCGGAGCAGGUGGACAAGUGAGACUGGUCAAGCGAGUUUCGGACUCUAAAGUUUUUGCAGUGAAAGAGUUCAGAGCCAAGUACCAGCACGAGUCCAGAAGGGAAUACAUCAAGAAAAUCACAAGUGAGUACUGCAUUGGAUCCACGUUAAAGCAUCCAAAUAUUAUUGAGACCAUUGAAAUCUCGUACGAAAAUGACAGAAUCGUUCAGGUCAUGGAAUACUGCGACUACGACUUAUUUGCCAUUGUGAUGUCAAACAAAAUGAGCCCUGAAGAGAUCAACUGCUGUUUCAAACAGAUUUUGAAUGGUAUCCGGUAUAUUCAUUCGAUCGGUUUGGCUCACAGAGACCUCAAGCUGGAUAACUGUGUGGUGUCCAAAGAUGGAAUUGUGAAGCUUAUCGAUUUCGGCUCUGCUGUGGUGUUCCAGUACCCGUUUUCGAGCACUCUUAUCGAGGCCCAGGGAAUCGUUGGCUCGGACCCGUAUCUUGCACCUGAAGUGUGUGUCUUUAACAAGUACGAUCCACGCCCCGUCGAUAUCUGGUCAGCAGCUAUCAUCUACUGUUGCAUGACGCUGAAGAAGUUCCCAUGGAAAGUUCCUAAGCUGUCUGAUCCUAGCUUCAAACUAUUUGCGUCCAGGGAACCGGGAGUCACUUUUGGCAAUCUGCUGAGACGUCUGCCAGACCCUCCCAGCUACGAGGAUCUGGAGAAUAAGCAAGACUACCCUAAAGAAAAGGGGAAACACCAAGAAGAGCUGAACACCGUCGUUCAUACGGACGAGAUGCCUACUCCGCCCCCAUCUGCCUCCAACUCGAAUGAGACACAUGAUAGUGAAGAUCCUCUGAAGCACACAUCCAACCUAAUGGGCGAACAGCGUUUGCUGAAUGCGCUUGCACCAGAAUGCCGUCCAAUGAUUGGAAGAAUGGUGUCGUUGGCGCCCGCUUGCCGUAUAACGAUAGACGAAUGUUUCAACGACCCAUGGUUGCAAUCAGUCCAAAUGUGCACCCUGGUCAACGAUGAGUGUGAACAUAAGCUGAUUCCGUCUACGGACCAUGAACACACUCAAGUGGACCAAAGCAUUGCUCAUAUUGCCAUGCUUGAGAGAAAGAAGAAAGGCAAGAAAUGA
Molecule: messenger RNA, 2262 nt
Organism: Ogataea haglerorum
Lineage: Eukaryota; Fungi; Ascomycota; Pichiomycetes; Pichiales; Pichiaceae
Exons: 1
Coding region: 1-2262 (753 amino acids)
Biological process (GO): intracellular signal transduction; protein phosphorylation
Molecular function (GO): ATP binding; protein serine/threonine kinase activity
Source: RefSeq, a predicted model, not a curated record